Amphimedon queenslandica is the source of this 4210-nucleotide messenger RNA. RefSeq lists its product as uncharacterized. Lineage: Eukaryota; Metazoa; Porifera; Demospongiae; Haplosclerida; Niphatidae. The transcript has a single exon. Bases 88 to 1980 code for a protein of 630 amino acids. The record is from RefSeq and is a predicted model, not a curated record. Gene Ontology annotation, molecular function: nucleic acid binding; zinc ion binding.
UCUAAUUGCUGUAACCAUCGAAUAUAUUACUAUUAACCUUCCAUUGAAACCUUUGUUUAUUGUACAUGGUGUCAGAAGUGGGAUUCGAUGGCUACGUUCAGACUGCAACCUCCAGCUCCUUUCUCCUUCAAAAGCCCAGACGAAUGGCCCAGGUGGAAAAAACGCUUUGAACAGUUCAGAGCUGCAUCGGGUCUUAAUGAGGAGGCUGGAGAGAAGCAAGUUAGUACUCUCCUGUAUGCUAUGGGGGAGGAUGCAGAAGACACUCUCGCGUCCAUGAAUCCUUCAGCAGAUCAGAGGAAAGACUAUGGAGAGGUGAUAAAGAAGUUUGAUGACUUCUUCAAAGUUAGAAAGAACGUCAUCUUCGAACGCGCCCGUUUUAAUAAGAGAUGUCAGGGUAGUGACGAAUCUGUCGAGCAGUUUAUUACUAGCUUGUAUAGUCUGGCAGAUGGCUGUGACUAUGGGGAGUUCAGAGAGACCAUGAUACGAGAUAGAAUAGUAGUGGGUAUUCGAGACAAAGUAUUAUCAGAAAGCUUGCAAAUGGAUGCCAAGCUAACACUGGACGAUGCGAAAAGGAGAGCUCGUCAAAGAGAGGCCGUCAGUGGACAGCAGGGCGUGAUACAAGAUAAGUCCUCGGACGUUAAAGUGGAACAUAUCAAGGGUAAGAAGAAUCCUCCACCAAAGCCUGGAGCCCGAUAUAGGAGCAGAGCUGUGGAAUCUCGAGGACAACCUAAGGAUAACGGUCGAAGCUCUCCGGCGAGAUGUACUCGGUGUGGACGAGGGAAGCACGCUCGACAUGAAUGCCCUGCCAGAGAAGCCGUGUGUCACUUGUGUAAAAAACGAGGACACUUUCAAGCACAAUGCUUCCAUGCCGCCCGAAAUAAACAGCAGUCCUCGAGCAAGGUAGGAGCUGUCACUGGUUCGGAUGAAGAAGACCUCAUUUAUUUAAACACUAUUGUUACUGUAGACGCAAUUAAUGGCAGUACAUGGCUCGACAAGAUUACAAUUAAUAACACAGAAACAGUAUUUAAGAUAGAUACUGGAGCAGAGGUCACAGUAAUUACUGAAGAGGUACUAAAGAGUUUGGGCUGCAGACACAAGUUACUAAAACCUGACAGAGUUCUAUGUGGUCCUGAUGGUAGCAGAUUGCCAGUAGUGGGACAAAUUGAUGUAAAGCUGUCGUAUAAAGAUCGAGAAACCGUGCAGACUGCUUACGUGCUGAGGAAUCUCAAACUUAGCCUCCUAGGACUACCGGCUAUCAGGGAGCUACGGUUCAUAUCGCAAGUGAAUGGAGUCGAUGAGCAGUCAGUCAAGGAGCAGUACCCGUCACUAUUUGAAGGAUUGGGCACAUUCAAACGUGAGUACGAAAUCAAAUUGAAGCAUGAUGCACAACCACACACACUGUACACUGCACGCACUGUCUCACUACCAUUACGUAAGAAGGUGAAGGAAGAAUUAGAUCGAAUGGAGGGCCUUGGGGUAAUUACCAAAAUUGAGCAGCCUACGGAAUGGUGUUCAGGCAUGGUAGUGGUACCAAAGAAGUCUGGCUCAGUCCGUAUAUGUGUAGAUUUUAGAGCUUUAAACGAAAGCGUAUUAAGAGAAGUGCAUCCCCUUCCCACUGUGGAUGAGACACUAGCUCAUUUGAAUGGUGCCAGUGUAUUUAGCAAGCUAGAUGCCAACAGUGGGUUCUGGCAGAUCCCCCUGGCAGAGAAUUCUAAGCAUCUCACUACAUUUAUCACACCCUAUGGCAGAUAUUGCUUUAAUAAGCUGCCAUUUGGCAUAAGCAGUGCCCCUGAGUAUUUCCAACGCUGCAUGACCGAGAUUUUAACAGGCCAGGAGGGAGUCCUUUGUCACAUUGAUGAUAUAAUAAUAUUUGGGAAAAAUCAAAAAGAGCAUGAUAGCAGAUUACAUGCAGCACUGAAGAAAAUUCAGGCUGCUGGGGUUACAUUGAAUGAGAAAAAGUGUGAGUUUAAUAAAAGCUAGAUUUUGUUUCUAGGCCACAUCAUCAAUCAUAGGGGCAUCUCUGCUGAUCCAUCCAAAACGUCAGCUAUUGUAGAGAUGAAGCAGCCAACUUCUUUGAGUGAGCUGAGGAGGUUCAUGGGUAUGGUGAACCAACUAGGAAAAUUCACCCCUCAUUUGGCAGAGCUGGCACAGCCCCUGAGAGAGCUACUUAGCACUAAAAACGCUUGGGUCUGGGGACCCUCUCAGGAAGAAGCAUUUCAAAACAUCAAAGAUGAAAUGGUUAAGCCCACAAUGCUAUCAAUCUAUCAUCCAGAUGCUCCAACCAAGGUCAGUAGUGAUGCUUCAGCAUUUGGAUUAGGAGCCGUAUUACUACAGCAGCAGGCUGAGGAGAGGUGGAAACCAGUGGCAUAUGCAUCAAGAUUUAUGAGUGAGACAGAGCAAAGGUAUUCUGAAAUAGAGAAGGACGCUCUUGGAAUAGUUUUGGCAUGUCACAAGUUCAGAGAUUACAUUCUAGGGAAGCAUAUCUGUAUUGAAACAGAUCACAAGCCACUGGUUCCUCUCCUUGGAAAGACGAGUCUUGCUAAUCUACCUCCUCGAAUCCUCCGGUUCAGACUGAGAUUAUGACGGUUUCAAUAUGAUAUCUCCCAUGUUCCAGGCAAGCUGCUGUAUACAGCUGACACUUUAUCAAGAGCUCCAGUUACUCAGGUAGCUAAAGAUAGGGAAGACGUGGUGAUGGAAUCAUUCCUUCAUGCUAUUGUGUCAUCUCUUCCUGCAAACAGCUCAAAACUGGAGGAAUACAAGCAAGGUCAAGAGAAGGAUAGGAUAUGUGCACAGAUUAUUCGAUUUUGUCAGUCAGAAUGGCCAAACAAGUGUAACAUUUCGAAGGAAUUACAGCCAUACUGGACUGUUAGAGCAGAGCUAUCGUACAUUGAUAAUUUGUUGCUAUACAGAAAUCGAAUUGUGAUACCUAAAGGUUUGCAAGACAUAACUCUUCACAAAAUUCAUCAAGGUCACCAAGGAAUCAGUAAAUGUUACGAAAGAGUUGUGACAGCAGUCUGGUGGCCAGGAGUGAUCAAAGACAUGGAAGCCUUUAUUAAGUCUUGCCCUCAGUGCUCUCAAAGGACCCCACUGACCUGUGAGCCCCUCCUGCCAACCACAUUACCUAAUCAUCCUUGGGAAAGAGUAGCUGCUGAUCUGUGCCAACUAAAAGGGUCAGUUUAUCUAGUGGUGGCUGACUAUUAUUCUAGGUUUAUUGAAGUGAAGCAAAUGGCUUCAACCACAGCUACAAAGGUCAUAGAAGCUCUGAAGUCUAUAUUUUCUAGACAUGGAAUUCCAGAAGUACUCAUUUCAGAUAAUGGUCCUCAAUUUGCAAGCAGUGAAAUGCAGGAGUUCGCAGCUCAGUACAGAUUUACUCAUAUUACAAGCAGCCCACUCUACCCCCAAUCAAAUGGAUUAGCUGAGAGGUCAGUGAGGACUGUAAAGGGGCUGCUACAAGAUGCAGAGGAUCCUUACUUAGCUUUGUUAGCUUACAGAGCAACUCCUUUGCCAUGGUGUCAUUUUAGUCCUGCAGAGCUGCUAAUGGGGCGUAGAAUCAGAACAGAGGUACCACAGACGCAGGAGCAAUUCAAACCUAAAUGGCCUUACCUGGAGAAGUUUGAAAGAGCUGAGGAAAGACACAAGCUGAAGCAAAAACAGAAUUUUGAUAAGAGAAGAAGAGCUCGAUCUCUACCAGCAUUAGAAAUGGAUACUCUGGUAUGGGUCAAUUUUCAAAACCAUCAGGUACCUGGAACCGUGGCUGAUUCGGCUGAUACCCCCCGAUCUUACCACGUAAAUAUACCAACAGGUCAAGUGAGACGUAAUAGAAGGGACCUUAGACCUCGUCAAGACUGUGGUCGUGACGCAAUCGAGAGUGAACCUGAAGAUCCUCCCAGUGGUAUCAGGACCCGAUCACGUACAGGUACCAGUCUACGUCCUCCUGAUCGCCUCACAUAUUAUCAGUAGGACUGAUCUCAAAAGGGGAGAUGUAAUACAUAUGUGUAUAUUGCUUAAUUAGUAUUAUUACUGUUUAUCUAAAGUGGUUAAUAUAGUAUAUUUUAUGUAACCAUAGUAACAGGAUAUUUUCUAUAUAAACAGUUGUGUUGCUUAUCAUUUAUCUUUCUUUUGUUCUCACAGUUUCUCUGAUAUUUAUCUAAUUUCUGUAACCAUCGAAUAUAUUACUAUUAACCUUCCAUUGAAACCUUUGUUUAUUGUA